Hemicordylus capensis (graceful crag lizard) is the source of this 2631-nucleotide messenger RNA. RefSeq lists its product as uncharacterized. Lineage: Eukaryota; Metazoa; Chordata; Lepidosauria; Squamata; Cordylidae. Bases 129 to 2204 code for a protein of 691 amino acids. The transcript has 12 exons. Gene Ontology annotation, biological process: dephosphorylation. Gene Ontology annotation, molecular function: protein tyrosine/serine/threonine phosphatase activity; polynucleotide 5'-phosphatase activity. The record is from RefSeq and is a predicted model, not a curated record.
CCUGCGUACCUCCCCGCACCGGCAGAGUCGGGACCUGAGCAUGCGCCUAACGAGCUCCGUAGCUUGGUAGCUGCUGAGUAUGUGCUGCUUUCCUCUCGUCCGCCGGAACUGACCGCGGCGGCUGGAGCAUGCGUAGUGCAACAAAAGCUUUCGGGAAGCUGCUCUGUUGUUGUUAUAGUCGCGCUUUUUCUCUUGAAAGAAAGUCCUCCUGGAGGAUACGAGCUCUCCACGCUCCUAGUGCUGUCCAUUUUCUCUGCUGCCUCCUGCUCUUGUCUGCUCCUGCUUUCAGCAUGGUAAAGAAGAAUACUAUCCCUGAUGGAUGGCGGACUGUAUCACCAGUUGGACAACCUAUACCAGGAACCCGAUUCAUUGCUUUCAAAGUCCCCUUGAAAGGGGCAAUCAACCAGCGAUUGACACCAACUCAAAAAUUUACACCAAAAGAUCUGAUUGCUUCAAUGAAAGCUCUAAAUGUGGAGCUUGGCUUGAUUAUUGAUUUAACCUACACAACAAGAUACUAUGAUGUUAAGGAUGUACCUAAGAGUGUGGAAUAUAAGAAACUUUAUACUGUUGGACUUCAAGUCCCAGAUGAUCCCACUAUUCUACAAUUCAAAAAAUGGGUCAGAAAGUUCCUAUGGGAAAAUGCAGAAAAUGAGAAACUCAUUGGAGUUCAUUGUACUAAUGGGAUUAAUAGAACAGGUUACCUAAUAUGUAGAUACCUUAUUGAUGUUGAAGGCUGGCAUCCAGAAACAGCAAUCCAAGCUUUUGAGGAGGCGCGUGGCCAUCAUAUGGAUAGCCUUAUAUAUCUGACAGAUCUCACAACUCAACCAAUGAGAAGCAAUAUGGGAAUGAAUAUGUGGGAUGAUGAUGAAGAUAUUAUGCCACCACCAAAUGAUAUGGAUGGACAUAUUGAUAGAUUCCCAAAUGAAGAAUUUCCUAGACCUGGGAAGCGAUUAAGAGUCUAUCAAGAUGAUCAACCUCAUGGUGACUUACCAGGACAGAUCCAGUUGAGAGAGUUUGAUUUUAUUAACAAGGGUCCUGGACAACGGCGAAAACCAUAUCACGAUCAGCUUCAAGAUGAUUUACAGCAACUGUUGCGCAUGAGGCAAAGGCAUUUUCCUGAUGAUCAAUAUUAUGAUGACUACCAAGAAGAAAUGCAUCUGAAGGAUUUAGAGUUUGCUAGCAGUGGAUCAGGACAGAGGCUGAGACCUUUCCGUGACCAGCAAUUUUGUGAUGACUUUCUAGGGAGUACACCAUCUGGAGACCUUGUAAAUACAGGCCAUGGACAGAGGCAGAGACAUUUUCCUGACAUUACUCCUCAUAGUGAUACGUUAACAGACAUGCACCUUAAUAAGGGCCGUGGAGAAAGACGGAGAGCAUUUUAUGACCCACAAUCAAAUGAUGAAUUUCGAUCACCUAAACAAUUAAAAGAUGUGUCUUUCUUCAACAAAGGAUCUGGGCAAAGAAUAAGAAAUUUUCAUGACUAUCCCCUCCAUGACGAUAUGCAACCACCAGUGGGAGACUUUGAGUUUGUUAGUAGGGGGCGUGGACAAAGAAUGAUACCUUUCUUUAACCAGCAGCAUCACAAUGAUUUACCAAGAGAGAUGCCUCCAGAAGAUUUUGAUGAUAGAGAUUCUGGCUCAAGAAGCAGGCCUUUUCAUGACCAUCAGUCUUAUAAUGAUUUCAGUGAGCAGACACAAUUCAAGGAUUUUCUAAAGAGAGGACCUGAACAGAGGAUGAGACAUUUUAGUGAUCAUUCACCCAAUGAUAAUUUGCCACAUGAAGAGUAUUUAGAAAGAGGCCAGCCAUUUCCUUCACAUAAGCACUUCCCAGAACACCCCUUACCUCACAGAGAUUAUGUUUCUGACAAAGAUGAUUACAGUAUAAAUUGCAGGCCUGAUUGUCCUGAAGAUUACAAGAGAAGCCACCCUUCAGAUGAAAUUAACAGAGGAGGGAAAAUUAGGUUCGCACCAUAUCCAGCACAACCUGUGCAUCAUCCUUCAUCUAAGUACCAGAAAGUUAGUUCCAUUUCAGUGGACUAUGGAAGAGAGACUCAACAUGGAAUUACCAGAGAGAUGGGACAAGGGACAAGAUUGCCAGUUGUAACAAUUGAUUAUAAUUAUGGUUUGCCUUUAGAUUAUGCAUCUGAAGAGGAAGAUAGAGCAUGUUAUGAUUUACUUCCAAGAGAACGCUAUGUUUGGAAAUGAAUCAAAUAAGUGUUUGCAUGCAUUUUUCACCCAUAUUCCUUUUUGCGUGGACCAAAACUUUUCGCGAACUAAAGAACUUUAACUUUCAAAAUGGUAAAAACUAGUGCCUGUGACAAGACUAGUUUCCAUAUAUUUUGGUUUUUUACAUUUAGAUUGUGUGUAUAUUUGUUAACUGUAUGUUGAAUGUGUGUGAAAUAAAAAUAGUGAUUACUUUUAGUGAAAUUGGAAGGCAUAGCAUAAGGCACAAUAUAGGCUGUAUUCACUCCUGUUUUGAAGUUAUAUAAUGAUUUCAGUUUACAAAACUUGUAAUAAAAUAUUGCAAAGACUGUUCUCAAUAGACUAUCAGAAUGAGUAGGAUUUUAAAGGAACGGGAAAUCUACUGUAAAUAUAAAAAAAUAAAUAGCUAUAGUUGCUUGAUUUUAAUUCA